Orycteropus afer afer is the source of this 816-nucleotide messenger RNA. It is a transcript of the gene SLC2A4RG, whose product is annotated as SLC2A4 regulator. Gene Ontology annotation, biological process: regulation of transcription by RNA polymerase II. NCBI's taxonomy places the organism in Eukaryota, Metazoa, Chordata, Mammalia, Tubulidentata, Orycteropodidae. The record is from RefSeq and is a predicted model, not a curated record. Gene Ontology annotation, cellular component: nucleus. Gene Ontology annotation, molecular function: RNA polymerase II cis-regulatory region sequence-specific DNA binding; DNA-binding transcription factor activity. The transcript has 6 exons. The coding region runs from base 22 to 816 and encodes 264 amino acids.
AGAGCGAGGCUGGAUGAGGUCAUGGCUGCAGCGGCCCUCACAAGCCUGUCCACCAGCCCCCUCCUGCUGGGGACCCCAGCUGCGGCCUUUAGUUCAGAGCCUGGCUUGGAGCCUUGGAAAGAGGCGCUGGGCCGGCCAGCGGGCAGCUACAGCAGUAGCAACAACAGCGGAGACUGGGACCUGGCCAGCGACCCGUCCUCCCCGUCCACUCCGUCGCCCCCGCUGCCCCUCGAGGCAGCCCACUUCCUGUUCGGGGAGCCCGCCCAGAGGAAGAGGAAGAACUCGACCCAGGUCAUGUUCCAGUGUCUGUGGAAGAGCUGCGGGAAGGUGCUGAGCUCAGCCUCCGGGAUGCAGAGACACAUCCGCGUGGUGCACCUGGGGCGCCAGGCAGAACCUGAGCACAGUGACGGGGAGGAGGACUUCUACUACACAGAGCUAGACAUUGGCGUGGACAUGUUGACUGACGGGUUAUCCAGCCUCGCCCCAGUGUCCCUCACGGCCUCCAUGCCUCCUGCCUUUCCCCCCCUGGAGGUGCCAGAGCCCUCAGCCCUGCCGCCGCCCCGGAUGCUGAGCUCCGUGUGCCGAAUCCACAGUGACCACGCCUACCAGGGUUGCCUGGCACCCAUCCACCUGGAGCCACAGGCCCCCACUGUCAGGGCCUGUUUCUCGCCAGCCCUGCCCACCAAAUUCACUGCCAACCCCAGGAAGCCCCGCGGUGAUGCCAAGAAGUGCAGGAAGGUGUAUGGCAUGGACCGGCGGGAGCUGUGGUGCGUGGCGUGCCGCUGGAAGAAAGCCUGCCAGCGGUUCCUGGACUGA